This is a messenger RNA of Effrenium voratum, 636 nucleotides long. The record is from the annotation of a GenBank genome assembly. Lineage: Eukaryota; Dinophyceae; Suessiales; Symbiodiniaceae.
AUGGGUAAGUUGCAAGAGCUUCGCGAGGCGGCCGGCCUGACUCAGGCCCAGUUGGCAAAAGCGGCCGGCACGUCUCAGCCGCAGAUUUUUCGUUUAGAGAAAUCGAAGCGGACACUGUCGAAGGAUUGGGCUGAACGUCUGGCGCCCGCACUCAGGACGAGCCCAGCCGCGUUGAUGUUUGAUCAGGCGGCCGCAACAGGGUUGCCGAUUGUGGGCGUGGCGCAGGCCGGUGCCUUUCGCGAGGUUGCCGUCUUCGACUACGACGAAGACGAUCGCCCCAUGAUCGCUCUCGCGCGCGACUUCAGGUUUCCAGACGCGAGCCAAUACGCACUUCAGGUGGCUGGUGAAAGCAUGAACCGGCGCUACCCAAACGGGACAUUCGUCAGCUGCGUUGCUUGGGCAGACACUGGCCGGAUGGACCCGGUGCCUGGUAUGUGUCUGCACGUAGAAAGGCAUCAGGGGCCUUUGGUCGAGGUCACGCUCAAACUCUAUGCAGAGCGAGACGGCAAGCGAUGGCUGGAACCCGACAGCACCGACGGUCGAUUCAAGCCGAUCGAGAUCAACGGCGACGACGGUACAGAGAUCGUCGUGAAGGGGCUCGUAACGGGCUCGUGGCGACCUGAAACUUUCGAUUGA